AUGGAAUAUGCAAAUGGAGGUACUCUUCGAGAAUAUUUGAAGGAACAUUUUGAUAAUCUUACUUGGAAUAAUAAGUUUAAUAUGGCAUUUCAGUUGGCUUGUGCUAUAUUAUGCUUACACGAUGAAGGAAUUAUUCACCGUGAUUUGCAUUCCAAAAAUGUAUUAGUUCAUCAAAAUAUAGUUAAAUUAGCAGAUUUUGGUUUAUCAAAAAGAAUUGAAGAAUCAUCCAACCUUUCUUCAACGAAAUUAUUUGGAGUAAUUCCUUAUAUUGACCCAAAAAGUUUCAGUAAUCAAGAUUAUAAAUUAAAUAAAAAAAGUGAUAUUUAUAGUAUUGGAAUACUUUUAUGGGAGAUAUCUAGUAGCAAUCCUCCUUUUUAUACUGAAGGUAAACCAUAUGACGUUUGUUUAGCAAUUAAUAUAUCACAAGGCCUUAGAGAGACACCCAUUCCUGAUACACCCGAAGAUUAUGUGAAUAUUUAUACUGGUAAAUAUAAUUAA
Rhizophagus irregularis DAOM 181602=DAOM 197198 is the source of this 498-nucleotide messenger RNA. The record is from RefSeq and is a predicted model, not a curated record. Lineage: Eukaryota; Fungi; Glomeromycota; Glomeromycetes; Glomerales; Glomeraceae.